CUCGGCCACGGGGCCAGCCCCUACUUGUAUUACGUUUUUUAAAAAAAAACUAUGUAUGUAUACAUGAGCUAAAGCAUUUAAAAUUGAAAAUAUUUCCUGAAAUUAUGAAUAAUCUUUUAAAAGAGACAAAUUGAUUAAUUGGUGACAAGGAGUAAAAAUGAAUUCUUAAUUCCUCUUCUCUCUGGGGGCUGAAAUAGGCAGUGGUACUCAAACGGAUGGCAACACACAAGAGUCCCUUGCAGACCAUGAUCUUUUGCAGGAACACAGAAAUGUCUGAGUGAUACAACGGACAGAAGUGCCAAAUGUUGGUCUUCCCAGCCUAUCAGUGGUCGCUCCGUUCUCUGCAUUUUCAGGUUUCACUGCAGGAAGCAGGGUACGUCCACACCGCCACCAGAGUUCACCAGGAAUGUGGGGCAGCCUGUACCCAAGAGGCAUGGAGGGCCAAAUCCGUGUUGGCCUGCUCUUCGGAGAGCAGCGUGGUGCUGUGUGGACCACACCAUUCCUGACAAACAGCUCCAGGGGCGCUGUGAGACCGAGGGCCCCUUGGGCCAGGCGCGUGCUCCAUGUGCUCUGGGAGGACGGGCUCUCCCGACUCCCUUCAGGAGCUGUGGCAGCCUGUCAAGGGGUCUGUCUGCAGCCAGGAGAACGCUCAAUGGCUUCGGACACACAGAGGUCCACAGGGAUGGACUUGGCUCCCUCAGGCCAAGAGAGGAAGGUUCCGGCAGCCUCCCCGUGGGCCUUCCUCAGAUUCUCCAGUGGGCAGGUGGCCUCCUCCGGGGCCAUCCUUGGGCUCUCCGGCAGGCAGCCUCAGCACGGGCCUUCCUCAGGCUCUCCGGUGGGCAGGCAGCCUCGUCCGGGCCUUCCUCGGGCUCUCCCGCGGGCGGCCUCCUCCUGGGCCUUCCUUGGGCUCUCCCGCGGGCGGCCUCCUCCUCCUCCUGCCGGGCCUUCCUUGGGCUCUCCCGUGGGCAGGUGGCCUCGUCCGGGCCUUCCUCGGGCUCUCCCGCGGGCGGCCUCCUCCUCCUCCUGCCGGGCCUGCCUUGGGCUCUCCCGUGGGCAGCCUCCUCCCGGGCCUUGUGGACUCUGGGAAGGUGGUGCCGUGGAUGUGGGAGGCAGCGACCUCGAACAGCCCAGGUGCAGCCCCCACCCCGACAUCGCGGGGUCCAUACAGACCACAGGGUCCAGGGGCAGUGGCUGUCUGUCCUCCGGGUCCGGCGUCGCACGAGGGCAUAGGCAGCCCCCUGAAGGCUGGCGGUGCGGGAGGCGCGAGGGUCCUGAGGUGGGCUCACCACAGGACGCCAUGUCGCCGGCCCGCUGGCCAGGUCACCCUCGUCCCGCCCGGUUGGAGUCCAGCGGCCGCCGUGAGGAGGUGUCUCUGCCCUCGGAGCUCGCAGUCAGCACAGGGCGACGUGCGGCCGGGCCGCAUGCGACCCACGGGCAGCGGCACUCGGCCCCUGCUGGCCCGCCGAACUCCCGACAGUCUCCGGGGCAGGCUGGCAAGCACAGGGAGACGCCCCGCCCCGCGCCGGAGACGAGGCCGAAGGCAGACGUGCCGCGCGCCGCAGCCCGAGGGCGGGGCCUCCGCAGCAGCCCGCCAGGGGCCGUGGGCGGGGCCUGCGCGCGCCCGAGCGCUGCGGCGUCAGCCUGUGGCGGCCGCGGCCUGGCCCAGCUCCUGCCCGGUCCCUGCUCACUACCGUCUUCCCAGUCUUCAGCGUCUUCAGCGCGUUCCUGCGGCUUCGGCUGCCGCCCAGCCCUGUCCCGCCGCCGCCUUUUCGGACGUCUCGGCCCAUGGCGGACCCGGCCGGGUCCCAAGGUGCACGAGGCGCGCAGGCGACUUCCCGGGCAGCGCCCGAGGCCCCGCCUCUCCCAGGGGCGGGCGUCUGGCGCGCGGGUGCUGCGCAGGCGCAGUGCGGAGCCUCGUGGCCCCGAGUAGCUCGCGCGGCGCCCUCAGGGCCGGCGUCGAGGGUGGCGGCGGCGUGGCUGUGCCCGGAGGCCCGCCUGGUCUUUCCCGUUUUAGGAUUGAUUCGGCAGUCGCUCCACAAGUUCCCACGGCCCUGCCACUGGCUUCUGGCCACACCCUCCCUCCGGCCACCGCCCUCCGGACCGUGGCUGCGCCUGACGCUGCGGGUGAGGGCCUCAGUCUCCCCACUGCCCCGCCAAGCGGGAAGGCCCCCGCGGCUCGCCUCUGCAGCGGCCACAGCCCGGAAGGGCCAGCGUGGCCCGUGGUCAGCUUCUGGAUUGGCCUGGGGGCUCGGCCUUUGGGGUGGGCCUCUGGGGUCACCUGCAGGUCAGCCUAGGGGGGUGGGGCUCCAUGGUCGCCUGCAGGU
Messenger RNA from Equus quagga, 2324 nucleotides. RefSeq names its product collagen alpha-1(I) chain-like. The transcript has 2 exons. The record is from RefSeq and is a predicted model, not a curated record. Lineage: Eukaryota; Metazoa; Chordata; Mammalia; Perissodactyla; Equidae. Bases 407 to 1930 code for a protein of 507 amino acids.